UUGGAUGAGUACAAUGUCAUUUUUUAAGGAAUGAGAUUCACUGUGUGUACUGUGUGAACUAAGCUGCUCUAUUUAUAGACAUGCUUCCAUUCAAAAUUCAAACAAAACAACCAAAAGAACAAGUACUCAAUAAGUAUGCAGGAUAUAGUGUGCAAUGCAAUGGCAAAGGUACAGUACAAGGUGGCAAAUGCAUUGGACAAAUUGAAAUAUGAGAUAACUGAUGUUGAUCUUGAAGGCAUUACUCGCGAGGGCUUCAUCUUCAAGGCCAAACUCUUGGUUGAAAACCCCUUCACUCGGGACAUUCCCACUAGCACCAUAUCUUACACCUUCAAAAUCAAUGAAAGGGUGAUUGCAACUGGUACCAUACCCCCAAAGUCAUUGAAAGCAAAUGUGAAGACUAAAAUGGAAGUGCCAAUAGAGAUUGCUUACAAAAACAUACCAAACUUGGGGAAAGAAUUAUAUAUCAUAUUGGCUGAGACUUAUGUCAUAAAGUGUGAAUUAGACUUGGUUCUCACCUUCAUUGGAGAACAGUGCAUUCUACUCACAAUCAAGGGUGAAAAGAAGGUUCCUUCAAAGUCACAAUUGGGCAAAAUGUUAAUAAAUAGUUGGAAGGAGAAAAUUAAAGAUGUUAAAAUGGUCUCUUACGCUAAGAGAUUGGUCUAGUGGAUGAUGAGACAUUUUCUUUUAAGUUGUGAUGUUACUGUUGCACUAUGUAGUUUUUCAUUUCCCUAUUUUCUAAAUGAAAAAAAAAUAUAUGCAUGCACUAUUUUUAUCUAAAUGUAAUUGUCUCUCAAGAUGUCUA
Camellia sinensis is the source of this 802-nucleotide messenger RNA. RefSeq names its product desiccation-related protein PCC27-45-like. Gene Ontology annotation, cellular component: cytosol. The record is from RefSeq and is a predicted model, not a curated record. NCBI's taxonomy places the organism in Eukaryota, Viridiplantae, Streptophyta, Magnoliopsida, Ericales, Theaceae.